Molecule: messenger RNA, 2040 nt
Organism: Triticum aestivum (bread wheat)
Lineage: Eukaryota; Viridiplantae; Streptophyta; Magnoliopsida; Poales; Poaceae
Exons: 9
Coding region: 72-1778 (568 amino acids)
Source: RefSeq, a predicted model, not a curated record
AGAGCCGCUCCUCCUUUUGCUUUCCCCAUCGUCCCGCGGGGCGACCAAACCCUAAUCCCCAUCGCCCUGCCAUGCCGUCCGAGGCCUCGAGCCGCCGCCGCGGCCGCGGCCGCGGGCGCGGACCCCCCGCCGACCCACAGCCAGCCCAGCGCCGCGGCGGACGCGGGUCGGCCGCCAAUCCGGCCGCGGCAGCCCGUCGCCGCCGCGCCGACGACAGGCUCCGCGCGGGCUACUCGAGGGUGGUGCACUUCGACGUCCCCGCCGCCGCCGGCGGGCGCGAGGUCAUCUCCGUCGACUGGCGCGGGGAGCGCCCGGAGAGCGGCCGCGUGCCCGGCGGAGGGCUCACCGUCUUCGUCGCCCUGGGCAGGGACGGGAGGUACUCGGCCGACGGCCUCCGAGGGCGGUUCGACACCAUCGAUGAGCUCCUCCACGCCUUCGGUGCCUGCUGGCCCUCCCCCUGCGCCGUUCCCGCACCGUCUGAGGAGCAGUCGUCAACAGCUGCCCAGGCUGGGUCUUACCCACUGCGUGCUUCGACCUCCACCCGGCACGCCCAGUCGUCAACCGCUGCCCAGGCUGGCUCGUACCCACUGCAUGCUUCGACCUCCACUCGGCACGCCCAGUCAUCAACCGCUGCCCAGGCUGGGUCAUACCCACUGUAUGCUUCGACCUCCGCGACACAGGAUUGCUUGUAUGCUCCGAUGUCCGCAACACAGGAUUGGCCCUACGCUCCGGUGUUCACUCCGGAGUCUGCUCCGGUGUUUGCUCCGACGUCAAAGCAUGCUCCGCCGCCAACUCCGUACGCUUAUUUCGCAAAGUUGUACGCAAAGUAUCUUCCGGACUGCCCUCCGGCAUACUCUCCAUGCUCUCUGACGCCGUCUAAGGAGCAGCAUAUGGAUGAGCCUGCAUCGGCACAUACGCUGCAAAAACUGGAUGUCCUGUCAUUGGAGGAUUCGAACAAUGGACCAUCAGGGUGCCGCCUUUCCUCGUCGCCCAUUUGGAACCGUUCUGUUUUUGACUGGGGAAUUACAUUUUACACCACCAGAGAUCGCACAGGAUCUUUCCGCACGUAUCCUGAUGUGGGCGGGCCUUUCCAGAGCUUGGAUGAAGUUAACAGCGCUAUCGAUCGAUAUCUCAUUGACCAUGAGGAUCCAACAAUGUGUGCGGGGCUUUCUCAAGUGGAUGCGAUUGUAAAACGUGUUCGUUACUAUCCUGAUGGCACAAAGAAGCGUGGAUCAAAAGUCAAAGAUAAAAGGCGUGAUGAGGAUUACCAGUUGGCUCGAGCUUUGGUGGACAUGUAUAACGACCAUCAUAAUCUUUUUGGGGAUCUUGCAUAUGAGGUCAAAGAUUUUCUGCAUGGCAAGCCGCUUUGGGAGGAUUAUUAUAUCCAUUGGACGUACUUUCAUAUGAAUUUCACUGCAAAGACCAAAGGAUCUUAUGGUGUUGACACUGGCAACCUAUUCUUUGCUGAAGUCGCAUAUACGCGAGGAGAUGAUGGAUUAACGGUGAACAGUUGCUGUAUACUUGAACCUUCUUCUGAUCAUGGCCUCUGCUAUGGUUGUUGUGGUGAUGUGAAGCACCCCAACGAUGGUAAUGCAUAUGCUUGUGGUCGGCGGAACAUAUCGUAUUGUUUUCAGAACGGUGCACCUGAUCUACCUCUGGACUAUUUCGUGGACCGCUAUUACGAGGACUCUGAUGAAGAGGUGGAAAGACUGAGAUCUCAGUUCAAGGAGGUUGUUAAGGAGGAACUCAAGCCACUGCCGAUGCCCCUCGUGGUUUAACUGCUCGAAGCCAAACUUAGAAGGGUUCUGGCAAAUAAAAGAAAAUAUUGUUGCCAUGAGCUGCAGAAAUUAUCUCCUCCAUGGGUUGAAGAGAAGGCGGCUUUGCAUGAGGGAGCUAGCUGCAACGUUAAAUUAUUAGAUGAUGAAACUGCAAACUUGUUGUUUUAUCGCAGUGGAGAACUUUUUUGGUGUUUUAUCAUUUGUGCCACUGACCUAGUGCAUAUCUCUCUCUAAUAAUCACAGUCGUCGGUUGCGUGCUUCU